Messenger RNA from Chrysochloris asiatica (Cape golden mole), 948 nucleotides. Its product is annotated as olfactory receptor 14C36-like. Gene Ontology annotation, biological process: G protein-coupled receptor signaling pathway. The record is from RefSeq and is a predicted model, not a curated record. NCBI's taxonomy places the organism in Eukaryota, Metazoa, Chordata, Mammalia, Afrosoricida, Chrysochloridae. Gene Ontology annotation, molecular function: olfactory receptor activity; G protein-coupled receptor activity. Gene Ontology annotation, cellular component: membrane. The transcript has a single exon. Bases 1 to 948 code for a protein of 315 amino acids.
AUGCAUAACUCUACCAUAGUGACUGAAUUCCUACUUACAGGAUUUUCUGAUGUGUGGGAGAUCAGAGUCUUCCACACUAUGCUAUUUCUAUUGAUGUACUUGACUACUCUAAUGGGGAACCUUCUCAUAGUCACAGUAAUCACCACUGAUCAGAGUCUUCAUACCCCAAUGUAUUUCUUUCUCUGGAAUUUAUCUGUCCUGGACAUGUGUUAUAUUUCUGUCACUAUACCCAAGGCAUGUGUCAUCUUGAUGCUUAACAACAGGGUGAUCUCCAAGGUUGGAUGUGCAGCUCAGAUCUUCUUCAUAUUAUUAUGUGCUUCUGCAGAGUUGCUGUUACUUACCGUAAUGGCCCAUGAUCGCUAUGUGGCCAUCUGCCAGCCCCUCCACUAUCACAUGGUCAUGAAUCAUCGUGUCUGUGUUCAGAUGACCCUGGCCUCUGUGCUCAGUGGUCUGCUCUAUGCAGGUGUGCACACUGGUAACACAUUCUCUUUGUCCUUUUGUCAGUCCAAUGUGGUCCAUCAGUUCUUCUGUGACAUCCCCCCUCUCUGGAAGCUAUCUUGCUCUGACAUCUUAAGCAAUAAGAUUGCAAUGAUUUCCUCUGUAAUAAUACUGGGUGGUGGCUGCUUUGCCUUCAUCACCAUGUCUUAUAUUCACAUAUUUUCUACUGUUCUCAAGUUACCAACCAGAGGAGAACGAGGAAAGGCCUUUUCCACCUGCAUCCCUCACAUUAUCAUAGUUACAGUCUUUCUCAUAUCUGGUGCUGCAGUGUAUCUGAAGCCAACCUCCAACUCACUUCCAAUCAAGGACAUGGUCCUUUCUUCAUUCUAUUCCAUAGUUCCUCCUUUCUUGAAUCCUGUUAUCUACAGUCUUAGAAACAAGCAGAUAAAUGAGUCUAUAAAGAGAUUUAUGAGAAGAAUAGAUGUUCUACUAAUGAAAACUAUAAGAUAA